AUGAUUGAAAAUUCAAUAGAUGAAAAUUGCCACGUAUCCUUAAAUCCAAAAAAUUGGUUAAAAGAAUUCGAAUAUACAAAAAUACACGAAAAUGACUUAAACGAAGUUUUAAUGAAUUACUUUUGUGUGCAUCGAAUGUAUGAUGUUGCAUACGAAUUUAAAAAAGAAGCUAACGUUAAACCUGAUAUGCCAAUAGAUACAAUAAAAACACGCUAUUUAAUUCAAAAUGAAAUAAUGAACAAUAAAAUAGAAAAGGCUAUUGAACAUAUAAAUAAUUUAGAUCAAGGAAUUUUAAAAAAACAUAAAGACAUAAUUUUUUUUCUUAAAAAACAACAGUUACUAAAAUUGAUUUUAAAUAAUAAUAUUAAUGAAGCAAUAAUAUAUUCUCAACAAGAAUUAGCCCCAUAUCCUUCACUAAUUAACGAAAUAGAUGAUGUCAUGAUGCUAAUGGCUUAUCAAGAUCUGAAUAGUGAGGAAGCUAAAAAGUUAAUACAAAAAAUAGAAAAGAAAAAAAAUACAUUAAAAAGAAUUGAUGACAUUAUUUUAAGUUAUUACAAUGUUGAUAAAAGUACAUUAGAAUAUAUAGUUAAAAAUGUUUUUUUUACUCAAAAUAUUUUAAGUUCAAAGUACCCAUGUAGUAUACCAAAACUAAAAAAUUUGAAAACAGGAUAUAUAGAAUAUUAUGAAAAAUAUAAAAAAAAAAAAAAAAAGAAUUCAGAGAAAAAAAACAGAAAUAAGAAUAAAGGAAAGACAGAAAAUUUUGAUGAUCAAAAUUUUGAAAAUAUUUCAAAAAGUUUUGAUGCAGCAAAUGACGAGGAUUAUCGUUCUGUUUGA
Molecule: messenger RNA, 834 nt
Organism: Plasmodium relictum
Lineage: Eukaryota; Apicomplexa; Aconoidasida; Haemosporida; Plasmodiidae
Product: RanBPM and CLTH-like protein, putative
Exons: 9
Coding region: 1-834 (277 amino acids)
Biological process (GO): proteasome-mediated ubiquitin-dependent protein catabolic process
Cellular component (GO): nucleus; cytoplasm
Molecular function (GO): protein binding
Source: RefSeq, a predicted model, not a curated record